Molecule: messenger RNA, 637 nt
Organism: Strongylocentrotus purpuratus (purple sea urchin)
Lineage: Eukaryota; Metazoa; Echinodermata; Echinoidea; Camarodonta; Strongylocentrotidae
Product: actin-like
Exons: 4
Source: RefSeq, a predicted model, not a curated record
AUUUGGAAUGCACCAGAGUUAUCUGUGGAUUCGAGUUCAAUAAACGCUUUGGAUUCUACUAGGAAGGAUACAUCAUUACAGAGACACCUUCGACACCGACAUGGCUUCAGUCGACGAAUAUGCGCAUGAUAAGGAACCCAUGGUCAUUGAUCACGGAUCGUUUGAAAUACAAGCGGGGUUCGCCGAAGAAGACUGUCCUCGGACCGUCUUCCAAUCCAUCGUCGGAAGACCCCGGCACCAAGGGGUGUUAGAUGAUCUGACUACUAAGCUCAACUUUCGGGAUAGCUAUGUCGGGGAGGAGGCACAGAACAGGCGGGGAGUGCUUACCCUUACCUACCCGAUCGAACGAGGUAUCAUCACCAAAUGGGAUGAUAUGGAAGCCGUUUGGAGUCAUACAUUUUCUGAAAUAAAGUUCAACCCACAGGACGAGGGGGCUGUGCUGUCACAAAUACCCAACAAUCCAAAGCCAAACAAGGAGAAAACGGCCGAGAUAUUUUUUGAGAAGUUCCAAAGCCCUGGGAUCUGUCUAGCGAAUCAGGCUGCUCUUGCCCUCUUUUCUUUGGGUAAGACGUGCGGACUCAUCGUGGAUUCUGGACAUGGCGUCACCCAUGUAGUGCCGAUCCAUCCAGAGAAACCC